Molecule: messenger RNA, 1752 nt
Organism: Penicillium coprophilum
Lineage: Eukaryota; Fungi; Ascomycota; Eurotiomycetes; Eurotiales; Aspergillaceae
Product: GMC family oxidoreductase
Exons: 6
Coding region: 1-1752 (583 amino acids)
Molecular function (GO): flavin adenine dinucleotide binding; oxidoreductase activity, acting on CH-OH group of donors
Source: RefSeq, a predicted model, not a curated record
AUGGCUUCUGUUGAGGAUACUUAUGACUAUAUUGUCUGCGGAGGAGGAACCUCUGGCUGUGUGGUUGCUGGUCGUCUAGCCGAGAACCCCGAGGUCAAAAUCUUGCUGCUGGAGGCUGGGCAGCAUAAUAAAGACCUGGAAAAUGUUCAUAUGACUGGCGGGUGGUCAAACGUCUUCGAUGCCGACACCGACUGGAAUUUCGUCACUCCUCCGAUGGCGGGGGUUGACAACCGCCAAGUGAAACUGAGUCGGGGCCGAUUCCUUGGAGGAUCCAGCGGGUGCAAUGGCACGCUUUGCAUCCGUGGCAGUAAGCAGGACUAUGAUGAUUGGGGACUAGAUGGGUGGAGCGGAGAGGAGUUUUUCAAGUAUAUGAGAAAGUCGGAGACCUUCCACCCAAAGGCAUGGUUUAAGGCCGAUAAAGAGAGUCAUGGAUACUCCGGGCCCCUUCACACAGAGCCCCAUGAUCUGGCGCCCAUCUCCCAGCUCCUGCUCGAAUCCUAUGCCUCGCAAGGUAUGCCCUUGAACCAUGACAUGUUCAGCACUGGCGAUAUUGCGCAAGGAUGUGGCCAUGUGCCCCGAACAGUGUACCAGGGCAUACGGACAACAGGCGCUGAUUUCGUCACCAACAAGAACCACCGUGGGAACAUCACAAUCAAGACCGAUACUACUGUCGAUAAAAUUAUCUUCAGCAAGCAAGCGAACGAGACCCGUGCUUCCGGUGUAGCCACGCAAACUUCAGAUGGCAAGUCCCACAUCUACUACGCCCGAAAGGAAAUUAUCAUCUCCGCGGGCGCCUACUGCAGUCCCGCAAUCCUCCUCCGAUCUGGCAUUGGUCCCAAGGCAGAGCUAGAACAGCUCAACGUUCCCUCUUUGGUCAAUUUACCAGGCGUGGGCAAGAAUCUCAUGGACCACCUCAUUGUAUUCAUGUUCUAUGAAACCGAAAAGCAAGGCCUAACAAACGACCACCACGUCUACCAUGGCGACAACUUCGACCGAACCUACGCACAAUGGAAAGAAAAGAAAACCGGCUUCUUAUCCAGCUUCCCCUUCGGCAGCUUUGCCUUCGCACGUCUCGACGACCGACUAAAAGACGAGCCUCUUUGGAAAAACGCCACCCGCAAACCAGGCCGUGACCCCAUGGGCCUCACACCACAACAGCCAAAUAUCGAGUUCUUCAGCACAGAGUGCUACGGUGGUCCCAAGCAAUACGACCAAUUCCCGAUUGAUAACCAGCACGCGUUUUCCAUUAUUGCAGAGCUGUUUGCACCGAAGUCUCGUGGCUCGGUGGUACUCGAAUCGGCGGAUCCAUCGGUCAACCCGGUCGUCGACUGUAAUUAUCUGUCUGAUCCGCUGGAUCUGUUGGUUCUUAGUGAGGCUUGUCGGUUUGGCAAUGAGAUUGUUAUGCAGGGUGCUGGGACUAAGGAUAUUGUUAAGGGGUCUUGGCCGCCGAAUUUGAAUCAUCAUACUUAUAAAUCGAGGGAGGAGUGGGUUCCGUAUGUGAAGCAGCAUGCGACUACUUGCUACCAUGCGGCGGGUACUUGUGCCAUGGGGAAGAAUGAUGAUCCCAUGGCUGUGCUCAAUGAGAAAUUGCAGGUCAGGGGUGUUUCAGGUCUUCGGGUUGCUGAUUGCAGUGUCAUGCCUACAUUGAAUGGAGGACAUACCCAGAUGCCGGCUUAUGGCAUUGGAGAGAAAUGCGCAGAUUUGAUCAAAGAGACAUGGCGGAUGGCGGGCAAUGUCUAUCCUCGCAUCUGA